Messenger RNA from Cuscuta europaea, 1650 nucleotides. The record is from the annotation of a GenBank genome assembly. Lineage: Eukaryota; Viridiplantae; Streptophyta; Magnoliopsida; Solanales; Convolvulaceae.
AGGGAGUAUCUCUUAUUAUCCUUCGAUAGUUGUGGCGGUUCUUAUCAUAAUAAUAACAAUAGUGACGAUGAGAUUCCUGCGGAAUCUCAAAGGACGGUUCCUGCCACUUCCUCCCGGCCCAAAAGGUUGGCCUCUACUAGGAAGCCUCCCAGAAAUGGUGAUAGCGCAAAAAAGGAUGAUUCCAUCACGAUGGAUACUAAAACUCAUGGAUGAAAUGAAGACAGAAAUCGCUUGCAUCCGGCUCGGGUCCACUUACAUCAUCCCUGUCUCGUCUCCUGAGCUGGCAAAUGAGUUCUUAAAGAAACAAGACAAAGUUUUCUCACUAAGGCCAACUUUCACAUCUUUAAACAUCACCUCUAAUGGAUUUAAGACCGUCUUUUCUAUGCCCCCCAACGACAAGUGGAAAAAAAUGAGGCGAAUUCUCGCGUCUCACGUCUUAUCUCCAACCGUUCUUGAUUGGCUUCAAGGUAAAAGAAUGGAUGAAGCUGAUCAUCUUGUGCGCUCCAUAUACAAUAACUCCUCAUCAAUUGUGGAUGUGAGAUCUAUCGCGCGACACUAUUGUGGAAAUGUUAUAAGGAGAAUGACACUUGGAAAAAGAUAUUUUGACAAUAGUAACAAUAGGAAUGGAAGGCCACCUGGGCCGCAAGAGGAAGAGAAUGUUGAGGCAUUAUUCACACUCCUCAGUUAUACCUUCGGGUUUGGCAUUGCUGACUACAUGCCAUGGCUUGGUGUAUUUGAUAUUGACGGCCACAUCAGCAUGCUAAACAAAGCCUUCAAGAGUGCUAGAAAGUAUAUCGAUCCGGUAAUCGAUGAGAGAAUCUCAAUGUGGAAAAAUGGAAAUAUGACGGUCAAAGAUGACUUGGUUGAUGUUCUAAUUACACUCCAUAAUGAGGUUGAUGGAUCACCAUUGCUCACUCAUGACGAGAUUAAAGACCUCAUCUUUGAAAUGAUGAUAGCAACAGUUGACAACCCAUCAAACGCAUUUGAGUGGGCAUUGGCUGAAAUGCUAAAUCAACCUCACAUAUUAGAAAAAGCUACACAGGAGUUAGACAGUGUGGUUGGGAGAGAGAGGUUUGUCCAUGAAACUGACCUGUCUCGGUUAAACUACAUAAAGGCAUGUAUACGCGAGACAUUUCGUCUCCACCCCAUUGCCCCCUUUAAUGUCCCACACGUUUCUUCCGAAAAUGCAAUAGUCGGUGGUUAUUUCAUUCCCAAAGGCAGUAUUAUCUUAGCCAGUCGUUAUGGGCUCGGUCGGAAUCCUAGGGUAUGGGAGGAUGAGCUCAAGUUCAUUCCAGAAAGGCACCUCAAUGGAUGGCCAACUAAUGAAGUGGUUUUGACAGAUCUUGAAUCUAAGGUGCUUUCAUUCAGUACAGGAAGACGAGGGUGCGUUGGAGUUAGACUAGGCUCUCUAAUAACAACAAUGUUGUUUGCUAGGCUUCUCCAAGCCUUCACAUGGACCACUCCACCUAUUUCACCAACAAUACCCUUAGUUGAGUCUAAGCGUGACUUUUCUAUUCAAAAUCCACUCCGCGCUAUCGCGAGGCCUCGCUUGCCAAAUUCUUUGUACCGGGCUGCUUGAUGACAACUCAAGUAAACAUUUGUUACAAUUUGUGAUUUUAGCCUGCGAGAUUAUCAAAAUAUCAAUGCCAU